GUCUCCGGAGAGACGACGACGAGAAUCACAAAGCCAUGGAGUUGGAAUUCCGGCGUCGCGACUAUGGAGCUACACAGAAAUCUCAAUUUCUUCCUCGGUCACAUGCUCAAAAGCAUCCUCUUUCCUCUACACUUGCUUCUCGUCAACAACAGGCUAAAACUGUUAGAGGUAACGAUCUUGACUUCUUUGAUCCGUUGCGGGGAUUGGAUGUGAAUGCUUCUGCAGAAGAGAAUGUUGAAGAUACUUCUAUGUCCAUUGAAGCUGUAACUCAAGAUCUGAUAAAAGAGUGGAAAUCACUUAAAAGAGUCUUAAUGCAGCGGUUUCCUGUCUCCAAAGUGAUUUCAUUUUCUCCAAUAUCUAAUAUAAUAAUGAAAGGUUCCAAAGUUGAGGCCCCUUCUGCUCUUUCCCAUUCGGAGGAAACCGGUAGCGAACAAACUUCUCUGGAAGAGCCGGCCAAAAUAAUCAACCAACAGGAAUAUAUAGCCAAAGUGCAUGAGCUAAGAGAGGGAAUAAAUUGCGCUUGGCAGGCUGAAGAUCGAGUAACAUCGUUGAAGUUAUCAAUAAAGGUCACAAAACUUCUGAUGGAUACAACAGUUUUGCAGUUUUAUCCUACAGUCUUUGUCAUUGUCACUGACAUGCUAGAUAUGCUUGGGGAUAUGGUGUGGGAACGGAUCAAACAGAAAGCAGAACUUGAUGUAGAUGGAACAGUGAUCUGCUCCUUACUGAAUGAUUUUCAAUCAAGUGAUAUCUGCCUUGAAGCAAGAGAGACUUGCUAUAACUGGUUUUGCAAAGUUGGUUCUGUUCGAGAACUUCUCCCUCGCAUUUAUCUGGAGCUUGCAAUCUUGCCUUGCUGGCGUUUCCUCAUUAAUCAACCCAUGGAAGUACUAGAUCGUUUAGUCAUGAUGGUGAGAGGUCUCGCAGAUCCACUGGCAUCUUUGUACUGUCGCCUUUAUAUGGUGCAUCGCAUGCAGAAGUUCGGCUUCUGCAAUUCUGGAUAUUUAAUCAAAUGCAUCAAGGAUAUUGAAGAUGUAUUAACACCUGUUUUAGUGGACAAGGAGGGGUAUUCCUAUAUUACAGACGACAAAAAGUUGCUUUUUAGUUUGGUGGAACCAGCCAUCGAGUAUAUAGUGAAAUGCUUAUUUCUAACUGGACGUCAGGAGAACAAUGUCUUGGGCAUGCUUGAGGAGCUUGGAUUUGGAAGGAACAAAUUUCAGUCAUCUUGCAACUCUUCGCAUGUGUCCAUUUUACUUCAUCAUCUACUCAAGGAACUUCCAUCUGAAUUAGUUAUUUCACUAACUACGGAGAUCCUGGAUAUGAUUAAAUGCAGCAAUGAUUGUUCCUUUAGUCAGGUUUUGAAUUAUAGGUUAUUGGGAAAUAAACUGUCUGAAGGGAAAUCUCAAGAAGGUUUUCUCAGUUCACUCAUUGAUGAAGUUAUUCAGGCCGCUUCUCAGUAUCAGUCACUGUAUGACUACUUAAGAAUUAUGGACGCAUAUGUGGAUCUUAUGUUGCAGAACAAGAUGGAAAAUCAUCUGGAUGCUCUCUUGGAUGAUAUUGUAAAUCUAGCUCGUGACAAGUUUCUUUCUGAAGAAGAACAAGCAAGUUUGCAAUCCAUAAUUUUGAAGCUGCUCGCUCAUUUCGAGAACUUGCAAGAAGUACUUCCUCUGAAUCAUUUCAUCGAGAUUCUGGAUCUUAUGUCUGGGACUUCAAAGAGCAGUGUAAACAUGCAUCUUCUUAACAUGGGUACAAGGAAUGGCUGCAUUUGUGAUUCAACAACAGUGCAAUUUCUUUUCGAAGUUUCUCAGGCUCUUUAUGAUGCUACAGAUUUCGUUAACAUAAAGGAUGAUGACAAUAGACAGACAUCACAUUUAAUUUCUCGUUUUGUUGAGAUGGUUGACUAUGGGGCAGAAAUGGAACGCCAUUUGAUGUUUUUGGCGGAGUGUCGUGAGGCCUUUAAUGGGAUACAUGAACUUAAGGAAACACUUGUCCGUUCAAGCAACACCUUAGCAGUAAAAGCACUGAAAGCAGGAAAGAAGCAUACCAACUUUGUAAAAUCUUGCCUAGCAUUUAGCGAAGUGACCAUCCCCUCUAUUUCAUCUCCCACGAAACACUUAAAUCUUUAUCUUGAAACUGCAGAGGUUGCACUUUUAGGUGGUUUGAUUUCUCAUUCAGAUGGACUGGUCAUGUCAGCUGUUGAGUAUCUAGAGAAUGUAGCGGUAACAGAUGGUUUAAAAUCAAUUGACGUAGAUAGUAUGGCCUCGGUUGUAUGCAAAUUGUGCAGCCUCUUGGUAAUGGUCCCAGGUAAUCCCGAGAAAGGCGUGAUGGAGAUCCUUAAAAGUAUCUUCUCUGCUACUUGUUCUAGUUCAUGGGCAACGCCGAGAUUAAAGGUGAAGAUAUUCUGUGCUAUAAUGUCACUGUUGUCAACACUUUCUCAGGAAAAUCUGCCUUACCAUUCUGCCAAUCCAGAGAUAAUUGGAAAUGAUUUGUUGUUCUUUGGUGAUUCAUCAUACAAGCAGGAACUUGUCUCAUGUAGUCAGUUAGUUCUAAGUGAGCUAUUAGAUGCUAUUGAGCAAGAGUCUUCACAGAUUGCUCGGGGGAAUAUGGCCCUUGAAGCUUGCAAUUGCAUAUCAUUAGCACUAGUUAUGAAUGAGAAAGUCACAGAACUUUGCUUGAGACUGCUGGAAACAGCAAAAGGUUGUUUGGGUGCCAACGACAGUUCCAUGGUGUUGAAUCGGCAGGCGAAGCAAGAAGAGAGUCUGAGAAGAAAACAAGUGUUCUUCUUCAUAUCCUCAUCUCCUUCAAGCUUAAGCAGCAAACAUCAAUGGCAAAUCAGUAAUUAUCCUAAAAAUGGGUUCAGACUAAAACCAAAAGCAAGUGUGGUUCCUCCUUCUGAGUCUGGUGAUAUCACUACCUUCCUCCUCGUUAGUGGAGCAAUGAUCUCCAUGUAUUUGGUAACCAAUUUUUUGGUUCCAUCGUUGCUUUUUAAGUCGCUCCAAGGUGAUGAAGAGGAAGAAGAUGAAGACUCCGAUUAAACUAUGAGCUCCAUUAAUUGGUUUAAGUUUUAUAAAACUAUGAACUAUUAAAUGAGUUCUUAACUU
Molecule: messenger RNA, 3095 nt
Organism: Arabidopsis arenosa
Lineage: Eukaryota; Viridiplantae; Streptophyta; Magnoliopsida; Brassicales; Brassicaceae
Source: the annotation of a GenBank genome assembly